Homo sapiens (human) is the source of this 10391-nucleotide messenger RNA. It is a transcript of the gene TNRC6C, whose product is annotated as trinucleotide repeat containing adaptor 6C. Gene Ontology annotation, cellular component: cytosol. The record is from RefSeq and is marked validated. Gene Ontology annotation, molecular function: nucleic acid binding; RNA binding. Lineage: Eukaryota; Metazoa; Chordata; Mammalia; Primates; Hominidae. Gene Ontology annotation, biological process: miRNA-mediated gene silencing by inhibition of translation. The coding region runs from base 604 to 6414 and encodes 1936 amino acids. The transcript is spliced from 23 exons.
AGUUAGAGCAACAAGAUGGCCGCGGUGGCAGCUCCGCACCUCAGCGCGACGGCCCCGGGAGCCGUAGCCGCCGCCGCCGGCCCCGCCGCCGCGCAGUCUUGAGCGCCGCCCGGGCCGCCCCCUGACAGGGCAGUCCCAGCGCCCGCCGCGCUCCCGCCGCCGUCACCGUCGCAGUAGCCGCGGGCCCGCCCGAGCCGGAGGCGGAGGGAGCGGAGCGGCCCCGCGCCCAGCCGUCCGCAGCUGCCACCGCCGCCGCCGCCGCCGCCUAGGACCCGGACCCCGCCGGAGCCGCAUCCCGCCGGGCGUGAGGAGGAGGACGCGUCGCGGCGUUGCCGGGGCCGGACCUGGACCUGCCGGGACGCGCCGCCGCCCACUCGCCCGCGCCGCCGCCGCAGCCGCCGCCGCCGCCCGCGCCGGGACCUGAGUCCGUGGCGCCGGCGCUGAGCGGGCCCCCGCCGCCCGCGCACUCCCGAGGCCCUCGGGCGGUUGUUCGUGCCGCCGCCGCCGCCAGGCCCGCGCCACCGGAGCCCCGCGGAGCCGCCGCCGCCGCCGGGGACGGAGCCCAGGGAGAAAGAGCAAGAAACACAAGAAGAGGAACGUUUGAUGGAAGAAAAGAAAAAGAAAAAGCAGGAAGAAAAGAAAAAGAAGGAAGGUGCUCAGAAAAAGGCUGCUGAUCAAAAAACCAAAGUGCCAGAACCUACUAAGACCUGUUCAAGCCAGCCCCAACCUGCCGGUACCAGUACCAGUACUUCCACCAGCACUAUCUCAAGCAGCAACAAUGGCAAACGUGCAUCUGCCAGUGGCCAGCAGCCAGCUGCAUCCCGUUACCUGCCUCGUGAGGUGCCUCCACGCUUCCGCCAGCAAGAACAGAAGCAGCUAUUAAAGAGAGGCCAGCCAUUGCCUACGGGGACUCUAACCAGUGUGAGCCCAACCCAGGGUGCUGGGCCUGCAGGGGUAAGCCCACCUCCCCUACCUGGAGCCGGAACACAGCAUCAUCCCAGUAAGCUCCAACCAGAUCUCAGUCAUAGUGGAUUGGCAGAUCAUUAUGAAAAUUCCCACUGGGGACAGCAGCCUACUUACAGAAGCGAAGCCAACUGCAGCUGGGAUAAAGUGAUAAUAGAUAGGACUGACAAGGAGGCGUGGCCUUCCAUCACAGGAACAGAGACUGAAUCUGCCUCAGAAUGUACUACAGACACUGACUCUGCCUCCAACUGUGGCUCAGAGAACAGUAGCAUGGCUACAGGGAGUGCCCAGGGCAACUUCACUGGACAUACCAAGAAGACAAAUGGCAAUAAUGGCACCAAUGGCGCACUCGUCCAAAGCCCUUCUAAUCAGAGUGCCCUUGGAGCAGGGGGAGCGAACAGUAAUGGAAGUGCGGCCAGAGUGUGGGGUGUAGCCACAGGCUCCAGCUCUGGCCUGGCUCACUGCUCUGUCAGUGGUGGGGAUGGAAAAAUGGACACUAUGAUUGGAGAUGGGAGAAGUCAGAAUUGCUGGGGUGCUUCCAACUCCAAUGCUGGCAUUAAUCUUAACCUUAAUCCUAAUGCCAACCCAGCUGCCUGGCCUGUACUUGGACAUGAAGGAACCGUGGCGACAGGCAACCCUUCCAGUAUUUGCAGUCCAGUCAGUGCCAUAGGUCAAAAUAUGGGCAACCAGAACGGGAACCCAACAGGCACUUUAGGUGCUUGGGGAAACUUGCUGCCACAAGAGAGCACAGAACCACAAACGUCCACUUCUCAGAAUGUGUCUUUCAGCGCACAACCUCAGAACCUUAACACUGAUGGACCAAAUAACACUAACCCCAUGAACUCUUCACCCAACCCUAUCAAUGCAAUGCAGACAAAUGGACUGCCAAACUGGGGCAUGGCUGUUGGUAUGGGGGCCAUCAUCCCGCCCCACCUGCAAGGCCUUCCUGGUGCUAAUGGAUCAUCAGUUUCUCAAGUCAGUGGGGGCAGUGCUGAAGGAAUAAGCAAUUCUGUGUGGGGACUGUCCCCAGGUAACCCUGCCACAGGAAAUAGCAAUUCUGGGUUCAGUCAGGGGAAUGGAGACACUGUGAACUCAGCAUUAAGUGCUAAACAAAAUGGAUCCAGCAGUGCUGUGCAAAAGGAAGGAAGUGGAGGAAAUGCUUGGGAUUCAGGACCUCCUGCUGGUCCUGGAAUACUCGCCUGGGGAAGGGGCAGUGGCAACAAUGGCGUUGGUAAUAUCCAUUCAGGAGCUUGGGGCCACCCCAGCCGAAGCACCUCUAACGGUGUGAAUGGGGAAUGGGGAAAGCCCCCAAACCAGCAUUCCAACAGUGACAUCAAUGGGAAAGGAUCAACAGGGUGGGAGAGUCCUAGUGUCACCAGCCAGAACCCUACCGUACAGCCUGGUGGUGAACACAUGAACUCCUGGGCCAAAGCGGCAUCUUCUGGAACUACAGCAAGUGAAGGAAGUAGUGAUGGUUCUGGCAACCACAAUGAAGGAAGCACUGGGAGGGAAGGAACGGGAGAAGGCCGAAGGCGAGAUAAAGGGAUUAUAGACCAAGGGCACAUCCAGUUGCCAAGGAAUGAUCUUGACCCAAGAGUUCUGUCUAAUACUGGUUGGGGACAGACUCCUGUAAAGCAAAACACUGCCUGGGAAUUUGAAGAAUCCCCUAGGUCUGAAAGGAAAAAUGACAAUGGGACAGAGGCCUGGGGUUGUGCAGCUACUCAGGCUUCAAACUCAGGGGGGAAGAACGAUGGGUCCAUCAUGAACAGUACAAAUACCUCUUCAGUAUCUGGGUGGGUCAACGCGCCACCUGCCGCUGUGCCAGCAAACACAGGUUGGGGAGACAGCAACAACAAAGCGCCAAGUGGCCCGGGGGUUUGGGGGGACUCGAUAAGCUCUACUGCUGUUAGUACUGCUGCUGCUGCCAAGAGUGGCCAUGCUUGGAGUGGGGCCGCAAAUCAGGAGGACAAGUCACCCACCUGGGGUGAGCCUCCAAAGCCCAAAUCCCAACACUGGGGAGAUGGACAAAGAUCAAAUCCAGCCUGGAGUGCAGGAGGGGGAGAUUGGGCAGAUUCAUCGUCUGUCCUUGGACACUUGGGGGAUGGGAAAAAAAAUGGAUCUGGAUGGGAUGCUGACAGUAAUAGGUCAGGGUCUGGUUGGAAUGACACCACGAGAUCUGGGAACAGUGGCUGGGGCAACAGCACAAAUACAAAGGCCAAUCCAGGUACAAACUGGGGGGAGACUUUAAAACCUGGCCCCCAACAGAACUGGGCUAGCAAACCCCAAGACAACAAUGUGAGUAACUGGGGAGGAGCUGCUUCUGUGAAACAGACAGGAACAGGGUGGAUCGGGGGGCCGGUACCGGUCAAACAGAAGGACAGCAGUGAAGCAACUGGCUGGGAAGAACCCUCUCCACCGUCCAUUCGCCGCAAAAUGGAAAUUGAUGAUGGUACCUCAGCUUGGGGGGACCCAAGCAACUAUAACAAUAAAACUGUAAACAUGUGGGAUAGAAACAACCCGGUCAUCCAGAGCAGUACCACGACCAAUACCACCACCACCACCACCACUACCACGAGCAACACCACACACAGGGUCGAGACGCCGCCCCCGCACCAGGCCGGUACUCAGCUGAAUCGAUCACCGUUGCUUGGUCCAGUUUCAUCAGGCUGGGGAGAAAUGCCUAAUGUUCACUCAAAGACUGAAAACUCUUGGGGAGAACCAUCCUCCCCUUCUACCCUGGUGGAUAAUGGCACAGCAGCAUGGGGGAAGCCACCCAGCAGUGGCAGCGGGUGGGGAGAUCACCCUGCAGAGCCGCCGGUGGCAUUUGGAAGAGCUGGCGCACCUGUUGCUGCCUCAGCCCUGUGCAAACCAGCUUCAAAAUCUAUGCAAGAAGGCUGGGGCAGUGGUGGGGAUGAAAUGAACCUCAGUACCAGCCAGUGGGAGGAUGAAGAAGGGGACGUGUGGAAUAAUGCUGCUUCCCAAGAAAGCACCUCCUCCUGCAGCUCCUGGGGGAACGCCCCCAAAAAAGGACUUCAAAAGGGCAUGAAGACGUCUGGCAAGCAGGAUGAGGCCUGGAUCAUGAGCCGGCUGAUCAAACAACUCACAGACAUGGGCUUCCCGAGAGAGCCAGCUGAGGAGGCCUUGAAGAGUAACAAUAUGAAUCUUGAUCAGGCCAUGAGCGCUCUGCUGGAAAAGAAGGUGGACGUGGACAAGCGUGGGCUGGGAGUGACCGACCAUAAUGGAAUGGCCGCCAAGCCCCUCGGCUGCCGCCCGCCAAUCUCCAAAGAGUCUUCCGUGGACCGCCCCACCUUUCUUGACAAGGAUGGCGGCCUCGUGGAAGAGCCCACGCCUUCACCGUUCUUGCCUUCCCCAAGCCUGAAGCUCCCCCUUUCACACAGUGCACUCCCCAGUCAGGCCCUGGGUGGGAUUGCCUCCGGGCUGGGCAUGCAAAACUUGAAUUCUUCUAGACAGAUACCGAGUGGCAAUCUGGGUAUGUUUGGCAAUAGUGGAGCAGCACAAGCCAGGACCAUGCAGCAGCCGCCACAGCCACCAGUGCAGCCUCUUAACUCUUCCCAGCCCAGUCUCCGUGCUCAAGUGCCUCAGUUUCUAUCCCCUCAGGUUCAAGCACAGCUUUUGCAGUUUGCAGCAAAAAACAUUGGUCUCAACCCUGCACUAUUAACCUCGCCAAUUAAUCCUCAACAUAUGACGAUGUUGAACCAGCUCUAUCAGCUGCAGCUGGCAUACCAACGUUUACAAAUCCAGCAGCAGAUGUUACAGGCCCAGCGUAAUGUGUCCGGAUCCAUGAGACAACAGGAGCAGCAAGUUGCGCGCACAAUCACUAAUCUGCAGCAGCAGAUCCAGCAGCACCAGCGCCAGCUGGCCCAGGCCCUGCUCGUGAAGCAGCCACCACCGCCACCGCCCCCGCCGCACCUGUCUCUGCACCCCUCUGCAGGCAAAUCGGCCAUGGACAGCUUCCCCUCGCACCCACAGACUCCCGGCCUACCUGACCUGCAGACCAAAGAGCAGCAGUCUUCACCCAACACCUUUGCUCCUUACCCUCUCGCUGGACUGAACCCAAACAUGAAUGUCAACAGCAUGGACAUGACCGGUGGCUUGUCGGUGAAGGACCCAUCCCAGUCCCAGUCACGCCUCCCCCAGUGGACGCACCCCAACUCCAUGGAUAACUUGCCCAGUGCCGCUUCCCCCCUGGAGCAGAACCCUAGCAAGCAUGGUGCUAUCCCUGGAGGUCUAAGCAUUGGGCCUCCAGGUAAGUCCUCCAUUGAUGACUCCUAUGGCCGGUACGAUUUAAUCCAGAACAGUGAGUCACCAGCCAGUCCUCCCGUAGCUGUUCCCCAUAGCUGGUCACGUGCCAAAUCUGACAGUGAUAAAAUCUCAAAUGGCUCUAGCAUCAACUGGCCCCCAGAAUUCCAUCCGGGAGUUCCAUGGAAAGGACUGCAGAAUAUUGACCCUGAGAAUGACCCUGACGUCACUCCUGGCAGUGUCCCCACUGGGCCUACCAUCAACACCACCAUCCAGGAUGUCAACCGCUACCUCCUCAAGAGUGGAGGGUCCUCCCCGCCAUCAUCUCAGAAUGCCACGCUGCCUUCUUCGAGUGCCUGGCCACUCAGUGCCUCCGGCUACAGUAGCUCUUUCAGCAGCAUUGCAUCCGCACCUAGUGUUGCAGGUAAACUGUCAGACAUCAAAUCGACGUGGUCCUCUGGCCCUACCUCCCACACGCAAGCCUCUCUGUCUCAUGAACUAUGGAAGGUGCCCAGAAACAGUACUGCACCCACGAGGCCACCUCCAGGGUUAACCAAUCCCAAGCCCUCCUCCACCUGGGGUGCCAGCCCCCUCGGCUGGACCAGCUCCUACUCCUCGGGUUCUGCCUGGAGCACCGACACCUCAGGAAGAACCAGCAGCUGGCUCGUUCUUCGAAACCUCACUCCCCAGAUUGAUGGUUCUACACUGCGGACAUUGUGUUUGCAACAUGGGCCUCUUAUCACAUUCCACCUGAAUCUGACUCAAGGCAAUGCUGUGGUCCGGUACAGCUCCAAGGAGGAGGCUGCCAAGGCCCAGAAGUCUCUGCACAUGUGCGUCCUGGGAAACACUACCAUCCUGGCCGAGUUCGCUGGUGAAGAAGAAGUGAAUCGCUUCUUAGCCCAAGGCCAGGCGCUGCCACCCACUUCCAGCUGGCAGUCCAGCAGCGCGUCCAGCCAGCCGCGGCUCAGCGCAGCGGGCAGCUCCCAUGGCCUGGUACGCAGCGACGCUGGCCACUGGAACGCCCCGUGCCUGGGUGGCAAGGGGAGCAGUGAGCUGCUGUGGGGCGGGGUGCCCCAGUACUCCAGCAGCCUGUGGGGCCCGCCCAGCGCCGACGACAGCAGGGUGAUAGGCAGCCCCACGCCGCUAACCACCCUGCUGCCUGGGGACCUGCUCAGCGGGGAGUCCCUGUAGGCUCUGCCAUCAUCAGCACCAGGAGAGCCGACCCCUCCCGGGACCCCUCCCGGCUGGGCGGCCCCACAGACCCGCUGGAACCCAGCAGCGGCCGCCCUUUUGAGUACCUCUGUCCAGGACUGAAGACGAACCUUGGCCGCAGUCCUUGCGAACUGUUCGCAAAACAGUGCGGGCUGCGGUGGGUCAGCGUCACAUGCUAAUGACAGGAUGUUCCUCGUAGCUUUUUAUUUUGUGCGUCUUAUGUUUGUAUAGUGUGUUGUCAUUUUGAUUUUUUUUUUUUUUUUAAGUAUAAAAGCUGCUUAGAAUAGUUCUAUCAUGAAGGGCACUUUUCAGAUUGUGGGCUGGAAAGGGUUAUUUUAUCUGUGGGGGAGGGAGGGAGACGUGAAGCCUAUUUAAAAUGAGCCUGUGACGAUUAUGCACAUGACCAGAGGCGGCCGGUAAUCAGGGCAGAGUCUGGUGUGGACCGCCGGGCGCAGAGCGGCUCCGCGGCGGGAGCUGAGCGGAAGGCGCGGGCUGCGAUCUGCUCUCUGUUCCCCUGGAUCCGCCUAUGCACAUUACCCUUGUUUCAUUACUUUUUCAUGUCAUUUUUUUAUCCCAAAAAAUAUUUUUUAAAAGUUAAAAAAAGACAUAUCAAACAUGCAAAUACUUGAAUCCAGCAGGCCAAUAGUGAAAUGUGAACACUUUCUAAUUCUACACUUCCAGGUUGACAUCAGUACACAGAAACAGGCUCUAGGAAAAAUUUCUAAGUUCAUAGCCUACGUGUGUGUAUGUGUGCGUGUUGAAACAGAAGUGUGUGUGUGUGUGCAUGUGUGGCGCGUGCUCCUGCACGGCGUGCAGUUUUCUGUGUUUGUGUGUUUGAAAGCGUGUGAGGAUUUAACUGUGGGUUUUCCCUUGUAUUCAGUAUACGCUUUUUUUUUGGCGCAUUGGUCAAACGGUUGUUAUUAUUAGCUUCUAACUUUGCACUGAGUGUCCUCGCCCUUCCUUUAGCUAAUCCUAUACAUUACAGAGAAUUCCUAGGACAGGGCUGGCGACAAUUCAUGUGUAAAUGUUUACUCAAGGACUCUGUGACUGCGUUUAAAAAGUACAGUGUAUAUCUCUGGAGAAAUAACAUGUAUACCUACCUUUAGCAGCUUUUUAUUGUGGACUAAUGCAAGAAAAUUAUUACCAGAGUAUUGCACCAUUUUUCCAUUUGGAAUAUAAAGUUAAAGAGAAAAAAAAAAAAAACUGUUGUUGAACUGUGGCCAUAGAUACUUGUAAAGAAUGGAUGGUUCCGUGGAAGGAACAGAAACAAGCACUUGGGCGUGGGUUGUGACUGCUUUUGGGGGAGCCUGGGGUUUGGGCUCCCACCUGUUUACAGACCUUUUUUUCUCCUUCAGACUUUAAAAUUUUAAAAAUUUAAAAAGGAAUUAAAAAAAAAAAAAGACUUCCGUCGUAAAGAAACCUAUUUUCAGAAUGCAGAUGCGUUCCUUCAGAGCUCUGGGACGGGACAGUGUUGUUCCCUCGGCCAUCGUCGUGGACUCUGUCGAUUGCUUUCGCCCCUUCGUCAAGGUGACAGGCGUUGUGGCCACUGUCUUGCACAUGCCGGACGCGCUCUCAGGAAAGCCAGGGCUCCCGAGGGCAGCUCCACACCAUUUCAUGUAUUUUUAAACCCAACUCCUAGCACUGAAGAUGUUAUUUAAAAAAAAAAAAAACAAAACAAAACAAAAAAAUGAAAAAAAAGAAAAAGAGGAAAAAAAAACACAAAGAAGAAAAAUACCUAAUCUCUAAUGUGUAGCAGUUACAUAUUUACCAAAUAAUGGACUCAAAAGAAAUAGAUGUUUGAAGAGUGCUUUAUAUAUUAAAAAUUGCUUUAUGUUUUAAAAAUGAUCAAUGUUUUGAUUGUUUUGCAAGGAAGAAAGACAAUGGAAUAACAUACCUUCAAGUAUGUUUUAAAAAAUAUAUAUAUGAACAUUGUGCUCCCUGCCUGCUUGAUCAGGAAACUUGUGCAUUACAUUUUUUUAAUUAGCUUUUUAAUGGUUUUAUCAAAACAAAAAAAAUACAAAAAAAAAAAAAAAAGUCCUGCAAGACUGCAGAUCCACAAAAGCUGGUUUUAUAGAGGAUCAUGAACUAUGCACAAACUGGGUUCAAGACUUUUUUUCUCAAGUUUAGUAGGAUAUUUAGAAAAACCAACCUUCCUCAGAGUGACUGCAUCUCAUUGCCAUUACAUGCGUUCUAUAUAUUCGAUGGACAUACACCUGCGUAUGUAUAUCCAAUAUGUGUGCGUGUGAGCAUGCGUGUGCGUAUGUGCGUCCGACAUACCACUUCCCGUGCUGCCGGCGAGCAUUGAGUUGUAGAAAAACUGUUGUUUUAAAAUUGGGGAUGGAAGUCAAGAAUAUGUUUGUUUGUUUUUGGGUUUUGUUGGGUUUGAGGGGUUUUUUGUUUGUUUGUUUUUUGUUUUUUUUACCUUUUAUUUUGAACUUAAUAUGUCUGUAACUCUGAGAUUAAACAACAAGUUCGUGGCUCUUAAUGUUUUCCUCAUAGAAUGUGACUGUUGAAGAACAUGCAUCGAAAGUUGCUUUCGAAAGUACAACGCUUUAUUGAAUCUUAAUAAAUUGCAAUUUUUUUCUUGGCUGUUCAAAGUAAUGUGUUUUUCAUUUUUCAAAAGACACUAUGGAUGUCUACUUUGCACGCUGCGAUUGGGAGAGCUGUCCCGCUGCAUGCGUUCCCUCUGUAAUUUCCUCAGAGCUCACAUACGUACCUCUCUCACGAGUGAACUCAGAUUUUCCAUUGUUUUGCUUUAUUCUAUCAUUUGCUUUGUGGUUUUGCUGUAAAUAUUGAAAUCUUAAUCAUCAUCGAGAGGCACAGCCAAGCUUUCCAGCUCUCCACCCCCGUGGCCCAUCCAAGUCUGUUCAUCUGGUAACUUCUGUUGUCUGGGACGGCAGCAAGAAGAUGCCGGGGCUUGCCUGGAGUCCUGGCAGAGGAGUGCCACUCACUUUUGCCUAGGGUCCAGUUGGGGCUUAAAAAAUAUUUGGAGAGAAGAGUAAUGAGGAUUUUUUGUGUUUCCUAGACAUUUUAUGCAUCUAUUUUUGUAAAAUCACCUUCGCUAACUUUCACCAAGCACUUUGAGCACAGUGGAACUUCAGAAGCACAACCAGCCUAACCCCAGAAUCUCAGGUGGCACAGCUAGAAAUUGAGUCCCUUCCUAGGACACUGGCCGUGGCCUUCAGGGUGACCAGUCAGUGCCACCGGGUUGGCAUUGGUGUUACAGACAGGCCUCUGAAGACAAACCGAGCACCCCAGCGGCCCCUCAAACUAAGCAAGGAUCUUUUUUCUGUCUGCGCUCCCUGGGGCAAGGUCAAAGGUGGACCCGCCCACUGUGGGUCAAUUCCUUCGAAAAGAUGGGACCCGCACCCCCGCCACAGGCUGGCCCCCCCCCACCCAUGGGGAAGGUGGUGUGCUGCUGGCUCUGACCAUACUCUUUUGGAAAUUGAGAAGGAAAGCAUUGAGUGGGACCUAAUCCGGAGAAGAAAUUAAAGACCAGAAAAAGAAGGAAGCUGGGAAUGAAACUCAAAAUGCACUUGAACCUGGAAGCGGCAACCCUCAGCUCUGCGCGGCCGAGCCUCAGCAAGAGUUCGUUUUGUGCCUGAGUUACUACUACAGGGGCAAACUGUACCCGUGCCUGUGCGCUGGGAGAACAAGGUCAGCGCCCAAGGGUGUGCAAAGGAUGUGGCAGGCUUCAUGGAGGAGGUGGCAUUUGCCCUGGGCCUGGGAGACCAGGUUGGAUUUUGACAGACUGGGAACUCGGGGGACAGGAGGGCAGCACAGUGUAAGCUAAAGCCCUGUGUAGGGACCCCACGCAAAGACCUCGUGGGCCUGGGUGUCCAGGGCACCAUUUCCACCCAUGGGUGAAAAAGAGGCUUGAGGAAGACAACAGGUUCUUCACCUGCAUCUGUGGAUAUAUAUUUUUUUAAGUUUAUUAAAUUUUUUUUUAAAUGGCA